Phymastichus coffea is the source of this 5749-nucleotide messenger RNA. It is a transcript of the gene l(2)gd1, whose product is annotated as coiled-coil and C2 domain-containing protein 1-like. NCBI's taxonomy places the organism in Eukaryota, Metazoa, Arthropoda, Insecta, Hymenoptera, Eulophidae. The transcript has 12 exons. The record is from RefSeq and is a predicted model, not a curated record. Gene Ontology annotation, molecular function: RNA polymerase II cis-regulatory region sequence-specific DNA binding; DNA-binding transcription repressor activity, RNA polymerase II-specific. Gene Ontology annotation, cellular component: nucleus. The coding region runs from base 358 to 2871 and encodes 837 amino acids. Gene Ontology annotation, biological process: regulation of transcription by RNA polymerase II.
UAUAAAAAAAUAUAAAAAUUCUUGAAGUUUUAAACUUCAUUUUGCUGUGUGAGUGUGCAACUGUCCAGUGCGCCGACUGCAUUGUGCAAAAACUUGGUGCCUACACCUGUGUGAAUUAAAUAAAUUUAUGUUACGUUACACAGUAAUCUUACGGUUGUAGUCGUACGAAGUGACGUAUUUUGAUUAACUUGUUUGUUGGUUGAUUAUACUAGAUAUAUAUGUAGGGUAAUAUGCCUUGCGACUAGUCGUUUUCACAGUUAUGUGUUUUACCAAUUUUAUCAAUUUCUGCUAAUUAAAGAAGUUCCAGCUUACAGGUAGUAUUUUUAAAGCUCAUAUUUUUUAUCAACAUCCGACAAAAUGUUCGGCAAGAGAAAUAAGGAAGAGAAGAAAGAACGACGGCCCAGAAAUCCUGAUGUUCUAGCUCAGUUUGGUAUUUUUGAAGUCCCAGAUUUAGAUGGCAUUGGUGGAUCAAUGGAUGAUGGUGAUGAUGAGGAUUUGGAGGCUGAGCUGGCUGCAUUGACUGCUGGCGAUGAACCCAGAAAACUAGCUCGUAGAAAACCUCCUCCCAAGCCAGUAGUUGAUAUUGACAAAUUAGUUAACGAAAGCUUGCAAGAUAUUAAGUCUGAUGAAGAAUUGUCAGGUGACGACGAUGAUCCAGAACUAUUGAAUGAGUUGAAAGCUAUCACUAUGGGUGAAGUUGAAGAACUUGCACCAGAUACAUCUGAACCACCAUCAGAUGUUGUUACAAAUGAGACUACUAAACUAUUAGAGCAGCGCUUGGUAAUGUAUAAGGUUGCUGAAAAGAAAGCUAAAUCUGAGAAUGAAACGAGUAAAGUGAGACGAUUUGGUAGAGGAAUCAAAACAUUGGAACAUUUGCUGGCUACUAGUAGGGCAGGUGGAGAAAUUGAUCAGAGUGAAAUUCCACCUGAACUUUCACCAUCUGCAAUAGGAACUGCUCCUGAAAAACCACCAGCAGAUAUACUAGCCCCAAAAGAUACAGUAACCUCACAGUCAACAUCAGCUUCUGAACCUAUUUCUCCUGAAACAGAAACAGUAGAUCAGUCUACAGCUGAGCCAGAACAAAAGAUUGAAGAGUCAUCACCAGUAAAUGUAGAUACUGAAAAAUUGAACAUUCUAACAAAUCGUCAGAAAGAGUACAAGAUUGCGGCUCUAGCUUGGAAAAAAGUUGGCAAUCACGAUGAGGCUCUGAAGAAUAUCAAAAUUACUAAACAAUUUGAUGCUGUGAUAAAUGCAGUCUCACAUGGUGAAACAGUUGAUUUGUCCGAUAUGCCACCAAGUCCAUCGCUGCCUGGUGUAUCAGCUACUGUUGAGCCAAUAUCUGAUGAUGGAAAGCAGGAGAAUGAAAGCCAGCAAGCUACUCAACCUAAUCCAGCUGUAGAGCCAAAUAUGCAAUCACUAGAAGCAGCUUUGAAAGAACGCUUAGAAGUUUAUCGUCGCACCAAGACAGUCGCCGAAACUGAAGGAAACUCAUCGAAAGCUCGACGUUAUGGUCGCAUAUGCAAACAAUUUGAAGAUGCUUUAAAACUACACGCUAAAGGAAAACCAGUUCUUGUAGAAGAUUUGCCUGCACCUCCGGGUUACCCUUCAUUAACUGCAUUUAGUGAAGCUAAACCAGCAUCUGUUAAACUAGCACCGACCAUUGUAGAACCCUCAGAACCAAGAGAAGCAAAUGAACCGUUAAAACCGAGUCCAAGACCAAGUCCAAAACCAAGUCCAAAACCAAGUCCUCAGCCGAGUCCUAAUCCGUCAAGAAAAACUCCAGUUGUUCCUCCUCGAACAAAUUCAGACAAGAAGAAAAAAUUGACAACACGAGUUGAUAAACAAAUCGAGGCGCUACAACACCGUCAACGUGAAUUAAAAAUAGCUGCUUUGAAAGCUAAAAAGGAUGGUGAUAUGGAGUUAGCACGAGAUUAUUUACGGCAAGCAAAAGGGAUUGAUCCAUUAAUUGAAGCUAGCAUGUCUGGUCUACCAGUAGACAUGAAAUCUAUCCCAUUAUCCCCCAAUGCAAAACUUCAGUUAGACGAAGAAGACACUGAAUCUGUGAAACUCAGUGAUGACGGUUUUACUAUCAUAUCGUCGUUGGAUUGUUCUGAGGCUACUGGUGAUGAUAAACAAAUUUAUGAUAACCUCGAAACUCAGUUAAAAAAGCAGAUUAAGUGGUGCCUGACUACAAGAGAUCAUUGCAAAGCUCUUGGUGAUGUACCGAGUUGUAACAAGUGGAGUCGUUUAGCAUUAGAAUACACAAAAGAUUUAGACAUGGUUAGAGUAAAAAAGAGAGAUGGUCUUCCACCUCCACAACAUCAUUAUGAAAUCAAAACGUAUUCCAUCGUGCAGAGCUGCACAGAUCUAACUGACGCAGAUAUAGAAAUAUCAAUAAUUAGGGGUAUAAAUUAUACCAAAGAAAAUGAUACUUACGUUAUAUUUGAAUUGCCGUUGCCUACCGAUACUCCAUCGACUGAUACAACUUCAACGAUUAGAGAUACUAAUAGUCCAGAGUAUAAUGCAGUGUUUCCAUUGACUGGAAUCAUCGAUCGUAAAUCAAGACAAUGCCAGAGGGUUUUCAAGAGACAUGCUUUAAAAUGCCAAGUUUGGUCUAAAAAAUGCUCGUGGAAUCCUAUCCUGUGUUGCACUCAUCCAAGAGGAUUUUUCCGGGCUGACAGUCUUGUAGGAACUGUGAACAUCAAGCUUCAGCCGCUUGAAACUAAAUGCAUCUUACAUGAUUCAUUUUUAUUGAUGGAUGGACGCAAGGCUGUAGGCGGUAAAUUGGAAGUGAAAAUCCGCCUCCGAAAUCCUAUUCUCACGAAACAAAUUGAACAAAACACCGACAAAUGGUUAGCAAUCGACCACUAACGUUCACGCCUUAUAGAUGCUUCUAAAGCCUUUUCUCGCUAUGGGAAACUUGUAAAUAAUAAUCGAGAUUCUCCCAGCUGCUGCGUAAAAAACAAUACUAUGUAAAUACACAAGCGGGAAAAGUAUUAUUUUUGUUAAUCGCCCGUUGUCGAUAUUGUCAUUUUAAAUUACUAUUUUACGUGGUGAUUAUUAAUUUUUAUAUUCGCAACACAACGCUUUGUAAAUGUUCUUGUAUUAAAAAAAUAAGAGCGAGAAAAGAAUAUACGAUAUUCUGUGAUGAAAAACAAAAAAAGAAGAUAUUAUUCAACAAGCGUCCCUCUCGUGCUAGGCAGAAAAAAAAAGUAAUUCACGCAGCUGACUUGGCAUUUUCCAAGGAACAAUACAUCAGGUGAAUUCCACUAACAAACUAUUGUCCGGUAAUCGUUCCUGCUGCUAGCUAUUUUGGAUUUGCGGCCUGCACUGCGGGAGGCAACCCCCUCCCCCGUUUUACUCCUCUCGUUGUUGGUUCUUUGAUUCUCUCCGUGCUGUGGAAAUUCGCACUGUGAGCAGCAGCGCGGUAAACGCUUCAAGCGGACGACCCGUGUGUGCGGCUGCAACUAUAGACUAUUGUGCGCGCCAACACGCGCUUGCUAAAGGGUUUAAGUGAUGCGUAAUUCAAGGGCUAUUCGGCUGCUGCUGCUGCUGCCGCGCCAUUUGAUACAUUUUACAUGUUGUCUGUUUCUAUUCACGGUGUAUCAAUGGUUAUUUGGCUUAUAUUUGAUUUCGAUAUUUGCUUCCGAUGAGCCUUGUAAAUUGUAUUUACACGUGUUGCGCAACUGGUUUUCUUUUCUUCAAAUUUUCUUUCAAACGCAUUUGCAAAUUGAUUAUUAGACAUUUAAAUUAAUUUUUGUGUUAUUUUUUUAUAGAGAUUACAUCCGAACGUUUUAAUUAGUAUUAUGAAUGAAACAAUGUAUUUCAUCGUUAAUCAUAAUCUAUGUAUGUUAAAAAACCAAUAUUUCUUUUUUGGCGUAUGUAAACGUAAAUUUGAGAGACGAACGUCUUUUUUAAUAACGCGAUUCUCCUUACCGUUAGAACUUGAAAUUUAUAGCUAAAAUGUGAAUGCUAUUUAGAGACGAGUACAAUUAAUGUUUUAUAAUGGAUCAUUUCUCCUAAUUAACGAACUACGUUUUCUCCGCACCGGCAGCGAAAGAAAAAAAUGGUACGUAUCUUCAAUGAAAGAAGUCAGCAGCCUCGCAUCGAUUUGACGUCACGUGCAUCGCGCCCUCGACGAGCACAGCGCACCGUGGGACGUCGCUGCAGCUCUGCUUGCAAGUGCACGACAAACACGCAUUUCUCGCACCUCAGCAUGCAGCCCCGCGUGAAAAAGGAUAGGAAGACGGAGCAAAGAAUCGAGCGGCAGGCGCGCAGACGAGUCGCGAGCGCGCGAGUUUGCCGUCGAAUUACUAACGGUCCAGCAGCGUUGUUGACUUGCGGGCUAGCGAAUUAACGAUGUUUACCGACUCUCUCAACCCUUUCGCGUUGGUCCGCCGAGAGAGAGAGGGAGAGAGAGAGAGAACAAUGGCUCGCGUAUUUUUCCUCGAAGGACACGUGCGAUUAUUUGGCCUGCGCGUGUAUAUAUACACGUACGCGUGCUCCCUGCCUUAUCGCCGCUCUACGGCGUGCAAUGGUCGCUCCGGCCGCAUUAUCUAAUUGCCGCGCGAGUGUGUAACGGCGCACGCGGUGUUUCCAGUCCAAUAAAAAAGCGUUCGUGUGCCACUCUCCAGUUGCCUACCGCGAAGCCGCGCAUCUAAUCUUUGCAAUGCGCGACAAAGAGCGCCUUCCUUUUUUUCUUUUUGUUAACUUCAUCGCGGCUACUGGAUAUCGCGAAUGAGCUCCGGCGGGCUUGUGUUUCAAAAUAAUCGUGUCGGUUUUGUAGAUCGACGUCUACGGAGAGCGAGAUUUUUCGAUAUGGAAAUAACAAUGUUCGGGCGCUUUAUCGGCACGGUCUUGUUAUCGGCAGCUGCUCGCCGUGUUUAGAGAGGAAAAUCUUUGAAUUGACUUCGUUUGUUUGCGAAAAUUUUUUCGUUUUUAGAAAUUGUGCGUUAUCAAGCUGAUAAGUUAUUGUUUUGAAGACUCACGAUGCACACAUAGUCUUCGAUCGACAAGUUAUUUAUUCGUUAGAUGUGCGAGAACACGAUUGGACAUAUAGCGCUGUUUAUCUCGCGGCCGCGAUGUUUACAAAAACUCUAGUUUGAAGUGAAAUCGAGUCCGUUCAAAAUUAACUCCACGAAGAUAUAUGUAACGACGUCGCGCACUUGUCAAGGAAAUGCGACGCGGUGAACUCAUUUCUUUGGAAAUAACUUUGUGCGCAAUUUCACGGUCCUUGCAAUCACGAUGGUCGCGCAUUAUAGAAGAGCUAAACAAUGUUUUACCUGUACAUUCCAAUCAGCUCGAAAGCAGAUCUCUUCUAUUUGCCAAUCAUUAUAGCCGCUGCCGAGCAAAUAAUUGCGCGAUGGAAAUACCACGGUGCAUCCAUGCGCACAGGUACACCUCUCUCUCUCUCCAUCAACUCUUUCUCUCUUUCUCCGUGUCUAUCUCGGGUGCAUGCAUUUCGCAAUCUCAGCGCUUACAUCUCUUCGGCCAAUAUAAUGAGCAUUUACACUUGAAUCACCGAAGCGCGAAGCCUGUACAAACUCUUCUCUCUCUCUCUCUCUCUCUCUCUCUCUCUCUCUCUCUCUCUCUCUCUCUCUCUCUCUCUCUCUCUCUCUCUCUCUCUCUCUCUCUCUCUCUUUCUAAUUUGCCGAAAAUAAAACUGAAUAAAAACGCUCGGAUUUCCGCUGACGCCCGCUAUACGACGAACGGUGUCCGCGUAAAGUCAAAAGGCCAUCCGACACUUCAG